This is a messenger RNA of Periophthalmus magnuspinnatus, 3400 nucleotides long. Its product is annotated as histone-lysine N-methyltransferase, H3 lysine-79 specific-like. The transcript is spliced from 3 exons. Lineage: Eukaryota; Metazoa; Chordata; Actinopteri; Gobiiformes; Gobiidae. The record is from RefSeq and is a predicted model, not a curated record. Bases 181 to 1938 code for a protein of 585 amino acids.
AUUUUACAGUGUAUGGGUGUGUAGCAGCCCAAAAGAAGCGAGUAGGGUCUUAACCAGGACUAAACCAGGACUAAACCAGGUAUAGACCAGGUAUAAAUCACGACUGUCUCUGGCUUUCUGCGUUUUUCUCAGCUCUUGGUUGUAUUUGGAGUUUUUGUAUCAAUCAACGCAAACCCAGAUAUGGCUUGUCCCGGGCUGCUGCCGCCUCCUCAGGCCGAUUCACGGAACUUCUUCGUCGUCCCAGAGUCUCAGGACGAGCCGCUUGUGGAGCCGCUGGAGGAGCUGCGGAGCUUCGUGAACGCUCGGUUAUCUGCGGCCGUGGAGGACAUUCUGCUCGCGGUGGGGAAGACCGUGACGAGGUUCCUACACGAAUGUCCCCAGCAGAGGAUUCAGCAGGUCGGCGUAGAGCUCAAAGAAGAGCCGCCUGGAGCAUCUGAAGGUGUGGCAGAUCAGCCUUUGGAGCUGGAGCAGAAUCAGAUCAUUGAAGCCACGGGUACAGUGAAGGAGGAGCAGAUUCUGGUGAACAUCAGCCACACGUUUCUCAAAGAGGAACCAAAAACCUUUUCUCUGGAAGCCCAGUUUCCCCGGGGUGUCUUUAGGGAACAGACACAGGAAGUCAAAACGUUCUCUCUGAGGGGCCAGAAACCGGAGGAGAAAUGGCACCUUCAGCUACCUCCCAAAACCCAACCAAACCACAACCAGGACAUGGGUCUAAACCAGGACGAGACCCAGAAUCAAGGAGUAAACCAGGACCAGACUCAGAACCAGGACUGUGAGGAGAGUGUGGGGUGGGAGUUUGAGGGACUGCCACCUGGAGGCAGAAGUCCAGAACAAACAGAAAAUUCAUCUCAGGAAGAACAGUCUCUAAAACGAGAAACUGCAAGCCUGAAUCUGAACCUCGCCACGGUGAACCUGGGCCCAAAGUUGCAAGUCAACGGCGUGAUGUUAAAUCUUGUCACAUUAAAUGAGCCAACGCUAAACCCUGUCGCGCAGGAUUCAGACGACAACGUGACAGAGAACUCAUCUGACUUCAGCGACUCUGAAACUGAGUGUGUGAAACCUGUAUCUGUAGAGCAAUCUUUAAAUGCAGCUACACAGUGUAAUGAUGUCAUAAAGAUGCCGACUGCAGAGAGGGGCGGGGCCAGGCUGGAAAAGAGGCAGAGACAUAAAAGUGACACGCCAAGGAAGCGCAGGAAGGCAGUAGCAAGGAAGGAGGGUGGGGCUGAAGUGAACCACGCCUCCUCCACCUGUAAAAUGUUUGAUUUGCUGCAGAAAGUGAAGACCACCUGCGUGACUCCGCCCUGCAUGACUCCGCCCUGCGUGACGCCACCCUGCACGACUCCGCCCUGCGCGACGCCGCCCUGCGUGAAUUUGCCCUGCACGACUCCGUCCUGUGCAACUACACCCUGUAUGACUCUGCCCUACACGUCUCCACCCUGCCCCAUCUGUGGGAAACGCCUCAAGCAUAAAACCAGUCUUACCCGACACAUAAAGGGGCACCAGAGCCAUGACAGAAAAGAGGAGGAGAAAGGGAGGGACAAGACGAGAGGUGGAGGGGAGGAGAUCAAGAAAGCAGAGGAGAAAAGGAGGGAGAGAGUACAGAGGAGAAGGAAAAUGAAGGAGGAGAGAAGGAGAGAUGUGACAAGAGGGGAAAAGGAGAGAGAGAAAGGGAGGGUGAGAGUGCAGGGGAGUGACAAGAAGAGAAAGACGAGGGAAAAGGAGAGAGACAGGAAAGGGCGAAGAGAAGUAGAGGAGAGGAAGAAAGGGGGAGAGAGAACAGAGGAGAGGAAGAAAGGGGGAGAGAGAGGAGAGGAGAUGACAAAUGGGGGAGAGCGAGUAGAAGAGAGAGAGAGGGAGGAGGAGAGGAGCCGAAAGAGGCAGAGGAUGGAAACUGAUACUGACACAGACCAAACCAGGGACUCCUCUGAUGAAAACUGAAAACUGCAUAGUCCUAGUUCAGUCCUGGUUUAGUUCUAGCUCAGUCCUGGUUUUAGUUUUGGUUUAGACCCGGUUUAGUCCUGGUUUAGUCCUGGUUUAGUCCUGGUUUAGUCCUGGUUUAGUCCUGGUUUAGACCUGGUUUAGUCCCGGUUUAGACUUUUAGACUUGUUUUAGACCUGUUUUAGACCUGGUUUAGUCCUGGUUUGAUCCUGGUAUAGACAUGGUUUAGUUCUGGUUUAGUCCCGCUUUAGUCCCGCUUUAGUCCCGCUUUAGACCCGGUUUAGACCCGGUUUAGACCCGGUUUAGACCCGGUUUAGACCCGGUUUAGACCCGGUUUAGACCCGGUUUACACCUGGUUUACACCUGGUUUAGACCUGGUUUAGCCCUGGUUUAGACCUGGUUUAGUCCUGGUUUAGUCCUGGUUUAGACCUGGUUUAGACCUGGUUUAGCCCUGGUUUGAUCCUGGCAUAGACAUGGUUUAGUCCCGGUUUAGUCCUGGUUUAUUUCUGAUGCCAUCACACUGUCACUGUCCAAAAGUUUACAUGUUUUAAAUUUUACAUCAUUUUAAACAUGAUUUCAACAAACUGAUAUUAGGAGUUUUGGCCCAAUGUACCACAUGGUUGCUAGGUAAGAGUUAUGGAAUUGCCUGUGAAUAAAAUGUGUGGAAUUUUGUACAUUUUUACAGAAUUCUUUUAAAGCAAACAUACUGUGCUUGUGUAUUUUAAAUCACAAUAUUUAUCAAACGAUUUGAAGCAAAAUCCACUUUUCAGAGCUUUUAACCAUGUUACAGUUGUUUCCGCUCAACAGUAACUCAACUGAAGUUGUAUUUGGAGCGAUUUGUGCAUAUUUGAGUAAUCUUUAAUCGCUUAUUUUCAAGACGCCAUAUUGUAGAUCAACUCCUGUUUUCACCACCAUACGCCCACUACUCUCACUACUUCAUUCUCCAAUUUAAUUUUCUUUGAUGAUACAUAGGAUUUGGUAGCUGUCAGCUCUUAUGGACAGCUGCACAUCACACUAGCAAGCAGAUUUUUUUUCAUUUGUGCCAAAAUGACUACUGUAAGGUAUUUUUUAACAAUGUAAUACUACCCCAGAUGCCUGUAGCCCUACUCACCAAAGACCCCCACCCUGAGAGGGUCAUAAGCAAUCUACAGCACUGGGGCCAAGAAGAUAACAUCUAGGACCAGGGCCACUUCUUAUCUGUGGCCCUGUUCACCAAGGACUGAGUACCCCCCCAUCCUGUGAGGGUCAUAAAACAAUGAGAUUGAUUGACUUAAAAACGCACAUUCAGGGAUUUUGCCAAAAAGGUUUUUAAUGUGUAACCACAUGUUGCCGAGAGGAAGACCCGCCUCACACACUGGGAGGCCUAUAAAAGCUGGAAACACAAACAUCUCAGGACUCUCUUCCUAUCCUUUCCUGAGAGUCCGGUGCUUCAUUGUUAACUUUACCUGUGAUGAACUCAUUA